This is a messenger RNA of Oncorhynchus nerka (sockeye salmon), 2392 nucleotides long. RefSeq names its product serine/threonine-protein kinase 35-like. Gene Ontology annotation, molecular function: ATP binding; protein kinase activity. NCBI's taxonomy places the organism in Eukaryota, Metazoa, Chordata, Actinopteri, Salmoniformes, Salmonidae. Gene Ontology annotation, biological process: protein phosphorylation. Bases 181 to 1446 code for a protein of 421 amino acids. The record is from RefSeq and is a predicted model, not a curated record. Gene Ontology annotation, cellular component: cytoplasm; nucleus. The transcript has 3 exons.
UCACAUUUCUUUUAGAGCGGCAUCAUGGCGUCAUUAGCCAGCUAAACAGAUUUACAGUAUUUGAAGAAAGGGAGGGUUAUCUGACGGUUCAUCUAUAACAGUUAAGCGUCAUAAAUUUGAUUGCCAUUAGUUUAACUCAAGUAAUGAAAAAUACACAUAUUUUCGACUAAAAAAUAAGUUAUGGAUAUAUGCAACGGGAGGAUGCGAAAAAUAAGAACCCCAAGAAGUCUGAGGGCUUACAAAAGGCUGGUUGAAGCACAGAACGCUACCGCCAACAUGACGAAGCGGGAGGUGAAACGAGAGGUGUGCAAAGUCCUGAGGUCGCUAGCGGUAGAGAACAACAACGUGGACAUCGAUGUCCCCAUGGAGGAGCACUGUUUCUCUAUGAACUUUAGUAAGAACGAGAACCUCGAGGAGCAUGCCAUGGUUAUGGCACCACGUUACAGUCUGUUGCGAGAGGUCGGAAGGGGCAGCUAUGGGGUAGUGUUCGAGGCAAUUGCACGGAGGACAGGGGCAAGGGUAGCGGUUAAAAAACUCCAGUGUAACGCUCCUGAAAAUGUGGAACUCGCUCUGUCAGAAUUCUGGGCUUUGGCAAGCCUGGAGAAGAAGCACGAGAAUGUGGUGCAGCUCGAGGAAUGUGUGCUACAAAGGAAUGGAAUGGCCCAGAAAAUGAGUCAUGGAAAUAAAAGGUCAAAACAAUACCUGCGGUUGGUGGAGACUUCACUAAAAGGUGAGCGAAUUCUGGGCUACCCGGAGGAGCCGUGCUACCUAUGGUUCAUCAUGGAGUUCUGCGAAGGCGGGGACCUGAACCAGUACAUCCUUUCGCGACGGCCCGAUCCGCGCACCAACAAGAGCUUCAUGCGCCAGCUGACCAGUGCCGUGGCCUUCCUGCACCAGAACAACAUUGUGCACCGCGACCUCAAGCCCGACAACAUCCUCAUCUCCCAGAAGUCAGGGUUGCCUGUCCUCAAAGUGGCUGACUUCGGCCUCAGCAAGGUCUGCGCAGGCUUGGGCAAAGAUGGCAAUGAGCACCCCAAAGCUGGAGGCGACAGAAACAACGUGAACAAGUUCUGGUUGUCGUCAACAUGUGGCUCAGACUUUUUCAUGGCGCCCGAGGUGUGGGAGGGCCACUACACGGCCAAGGCUGACAUCUUUGCCCUGGGAAUCAUCAUCUGGGCCAUGCUGGAGCGGAUCACCUUCAUCGAUGCCGAGUCCAAGCGCGAGCUGUUGGGCACCUACGUGCGUCGGGGCACUGAGAUUGUGCCAGUGGGUGAGGCGCUCCUGGGGAACCCCAAGAUGGUGCUCCACAUCCCGCAGAAGACACGCAGCACCAUGUCUGAGGGGGUGAAGAAGCUUCUGCAGGACAUGCUUGCGGUCAACCCCCUGGACCGGCCCGACGCCUUCCAACUGGAGGUGCUGGUGAACCUAGUCACGUGUGCUGCGUGACACCGCUUCCCUCCCAUUCCCCUUUCUAAACCAUGGCCAGUCUGCUUUUUUACCAGAUGUUUACUAACUCAAUGUGGGAUCCCAAGUCUGUACAGAGGUGGAAAAGGGGACUCUGAUCAUCUCUGAACUUUAAAACCUCUGUGAUUGAGGUCAGCACUUCAAAAAUCAGGACACCAUCUUAGGAAAAGCUAUGCAAUCAAAUCGUAUGGAAAGUCAGGUUCUCUCCCCGCAUCUUCUAUUUUAAAUUUGGAACGUUGUCACCAAAAGCCGAACGACAUUCACCAAUGUGUGAUGGUCAGCUAUGCCAGAACACACCUUGCACACCUGGUUUGAAAUGGCCUGAAGGAGUAAUCAUGAUUAAGUUAUGUUUAUAUUUGAUGUGCUGGUCUUCAAAAUACAUUUUCUCAAUGUUUUUUUUUUUUUCUUUGGUCCAGUUAUGGACGGGUUCUUCCUUUUUCCAAUGUUGACAUGUGUUGUUGGAUGGGGCCACAGGCUAGUAUGAAUGGAUAAUCUGUCAUGUAUGGACUGAGAGGCUAACGUGUUGCACUGUGGACCCUCUAUGCCAGAGGUAUAAAAAGUAUUCCUAAAAUGACCGAUGAUAAUGAUGUAGAAGAAGGGACUCAAUUUCUAUCAUAGAAUUUGUUCUAGGAUGGACAUGAACGUUCUUAUGAUGGGAUAAAUGUCAGACAUUUUGGUCAGGGAGUUGGUCAACCAUGGUUUGACAGUACUAUGAUAAGAAAUUAUGAAAAUAGAAUUUAACUGCACUGCUGACAAACACAAAAAAUACAAAUAAAUUGCCCCUUUACACUGGGGGGGGGGUUGGAGAAGAAUGUUUGUGGGGCGUGGGCAAGGGUAAUUAUUGGCAGUUAAAUUAUUCCAUAAAUGCUUAAAAAGUGGUCUAAAUCUGUCUGGCUAACUAAUAAACAGACAGUGCAGAUACAACCCC